AUGGCAGCUGUAGACCUCUACCACGCCAGCUUCUCGAAGCAGCUCUUCAACUUACCGACAGCUUCUGGCCUGCAGCCCCUCUAUCAAAAAUGGCCCGAGUCAUGGCCGAGACAUGAGAUGAGCAUAUUGCUCGGCCUCGACAUCAUCUCAUGCACGAUACUAUUACUUUACCUCUGCCGAAAACCGUUGCUGAGCUUAACUCCCCGCUGGUUAAAACCGUUUGCUCAAGAAUCUGCACCGUUUCACGCAAAGGAAAGAAAAUGGAAUUUUUGGACGCUCUGUCUUAUUUUUCUUUCUCUUGUUGGGCUGGGUUUUGCUAUUAGCUGUGCUAUUGUCCACUCUCACCAAAAGGUUUCGUUUAUGGGACUUGUGCCAUGGACGGUAACGACGCUUCUCACCAUUAUCGAUCUUCCGACUCGAGCGCCGAAGCUACUGCUGGUGCAGUACUCACUCAUGAUGGCGGCUGCACUUGUACUCCAAGCAAUUUGGUAUCUCAGCUUCAAGACUAGCUCGAUGACCAUCUUCCAGAUUGCUCACCUUAUUCUCGAGGCUCUGGCUAUCUUGACCAUCGGAAACAUGCCUCUUCGCAAUCCAUUCUGGGGCUCUCUGGAUAUCGGAAACACCAAAGUCGCUCCGUCGAACAAAGUCCGCAGCCCAGAAGACAACCUCACGCUCUUCCAGUUCUGGACCAUGACUUGGGUCAACCCUCUUUCCAAAAUCGCCAGCCACAGCGAGAUUGGCGUUGAGCACGUGUGGCAGUUGCCAUACGAGUUUCAGCACUGGAGGCUUUACAUGGCUUUCCGCACACUCAAGGGCAAACUUUUACCGUGUCUCAUCGAGGCCAACGGGCUGGAUCUUUUUAUAUCGACUUUUGCAGCCAUUGUUGAACGUGUCGCUGAAGUCUCCAACCUUCGGCUCACGAGUAAACUGUAUCAGGCUCUCGAUAAGAGUGAUCCUCAAGAAGCUGGUCUGUGGUGUAUGGUUAUUCUCUCCAUCGACGCUAUUCGUCAGAUCGCAAGGACGUCUUCGGGAUGGUACUCGCGCAAAGCAUACGAAAGGAGUCGUGGAGAGACCUUUAUCGGCCUCUUCGGGAAGCUUCUCACGAGAGCAGUACCAGGAUCUGAAAUGACGGAGAAGGAUCCCUCUGGUGAAGAAACAGAUCCUUCAAACAAAUCUGGAAAAUUGUCUAAAUUCUUUCAACAAUGUCGUGGACGUAAAAAGCCAAAGUCAGUAUCGCAGCCAUCUCAAGACCAUCAAGCUUCCAACGCAAAAGUCGUCAACCUCAUCCGCGGGGAUACCUAUGAGAUAUCCCAACGAUUCUGGGAAUUCGCACGCGUGGUCGCAACGCCCAUUAAAGUCAUUGUCACCAUAUACUAUCUUAUUGACAUCAUGGGCUGGCCUUCCUGCGUGGGCUUUGGUUUCAUGGUCAUCUUCAUUACAUGCAAUUCCCUUCUUGUCCGACAGGUCAUUAAGCUGGAGCGUCAAAGAACAGCUCAUUCUGAUCGACGAGCCCAGGCUGUUGCGCACUUUGUUGAAGCUAGUCGCCCGCUCAAGCUCAACGGCUGGACAUCGUCGUGGCGCGAUAGGAUCUUGCGGUUUCGGGACGUCGAGAUGAGGAAGAGACUUCAUAUCUCGAUUGUCAACGCUGCUAUCUCGACCAUCAAUGUCUUUGGCGGUGCCGUCUAUCCUUUUGCGAGUAUUUGUCUGUAUACUCUUAUUCUCGGCCGUGGACUCCCAAACGAUGUCAUCUGGCCUUCACUCCAGCUAUUUGCACAACUUGAGGCGAGCACUAGAGAGGCUUUCGAUCUCAUCUCUGCAGUCUGGAAGUGUACUAUUCCUGUCGAGCGUGUCAACAAAUACAUGUCUGAACCAGACAGGGAUCAAGACGCAUUCAGUGGCCCGCAAGAUCGCGAUAUCGAAUUCGUUAAUGCUUCGUUCUCGCUCCCUGCUACCGACCAUCUUGUUCUGCAGGACCUAACUCUCAAGUUCUCAACAGGAUUAAAUGUCAUCCGAGGAAAAGUCGGCUCUGGAAAGUCAAGUCUUUUACUGGCAAUUCUCAACGAGCUAGAACAUCGCAGUGGUGUCUUUUCACGAGCUGAUGAGCCAAUUGCGUACGCGCAGCAACUCCCUUGGUUGCAAAACAAAUCCAUCAGAGACAACAUCCUCUUCCACGAACCCUUUGAACAAGAGCGUUAUCGAAGUGUUCUCAACGCAUGUGCCCUACUCCCUGACCUCAUGACGUUUCCUCUGGCCGAUAAGACGAAACUAGAAGAAGCGGGUAUUGGUCUUUCGGGAGGUCAAAAGGCGCGUGUUGCUCUUGCGCGAGCCGUCUAUAGCAAGUGCCGGAUUCUCCUUUUGGAUGAUCCCCUUGCAGCUUUAGAUCACGACACAGCGAGCUACAUUGUACAGCACUUCCUUCGCGGACCUCUUGCGCAGGGUCGAAACAUUGUACUCGUCACUCAUCGGGAUGAUCUUGUUCUUAAACACGCUGAUCAAGUCGUUGAUAUCAAAGACGGUUAUGCGCAUGUCUUGACGCGAGAACAGCUAAAUCAAGAACUCGAGCAUCCCCACCAUGUCAAUUCUGUUUCUACCGAUGUCCAGCAACACGAAACGACACAGGAACACGACGCUGAAGAUGUCCCUGGAGCCAAAGACGUUCCUGAGCAGAUCACAGAGACGGGAGCCAUUCCUUUCUCUAUUUAUAAAAAGUACAUGGGUGCAGGGGGAUGGAUUCUAUGGUUUCUCUUGGCCUGUUUCUAUGGCCUUUCUCGGUACUGCGAUAUUGCCCGUGCGAGACUGCUUGAAGCUUGGGGUCAUGAAUCUGCAGGUCUUGAAGGGAUUAUUGCUAGUAACUACUGGGGUCUUCCUAACCCUAGCCAACACCCUCGGCCGUGGUUGUAUGUUCUGGCUGGACUUUCUAUCGCUCAGGUGGUAGCGUAUGCUGCCGCUCAGGUCCUUCUCGCGUCUAUCAGCAUCCGCGCUGCUAAAACUCUCUUCAAAAUUGCUAUCGACAGAGUCAGCAAGGCAUCUUUUCGAUAUCAUGAUACCACGCCAACAGGCCAGCUGAAGAACCGCCUCAUCUCCGACAUGGGUAUGGUUGAUGGUGGUAUUCUCGCACCACUCGAGGCAUUCGUAUAUAACAUGAUUGCUCUCGCCCUAAGUCUCUUCGCCAUCAUGACCCACCAAGUUUUUCUCGUUCUCAUCAUCUUUGUCGUCGGGAUUCUCUUCUCGUACUUUUAUAGUAUAUAUGUACCCGCCUCGCGCUGUCUCCGCCGAAUGGAAAUGCGCUACCUCACCCCCAUCAUCGCCAACAUUGGAGUCAUGCAGGAUGGACUCGUCACUAUUCGUGCUCUCAAAGUUGAAGAACGUUUCCAGGAUAAGCACUUGGAAGCAGUCGACGACUUUCAGAAACACGACCAUUUCUUCUGGAGCAUGACGUUCUGGCUGGACUUUCGACUGGCCAGCGCGGUUGGUUUCGUUCUGACACAAACCAACAUCGCCAUGGUAGCUGUUCAACAACUCUGCGAAAAGUUCGCAGCUCUGCAACUAGACGCUGUGUCGCUUGAACGAGUAGAUGCACUGAAGCGUGUCCCUGAGGAACCAAGUGGUGAUAUUGAACCACCCCAGGACUGGCCAAGACCGUGUGAUAGCGUGCGCUUCAACUCCAUGUCAUUCAAGUACGCCGACGAUCUUCCAGCUGUGCUAGACAACGUCACAUUCGAAAUUCCCGGCGGUUCAACGUGCGCUGUCCUCGGUCGAACAGGAUCCGGCAAAUCAACCAUCGCCAACGCCCUCCUCGCGACACAGGCACCAGCCUCAGGCUCCGUAACAAUAGGAAGCAUCGACCUCGCGAACAUAGACCGCACAGCGCUGCGUCACCGCGUCACAUUUAUCCAGCAAGACCCGAUUCUGUUCCCCGGCACGCUCCGCGACAACAUCGACCCGGAAACCAAGUUUUCCGAGCAGGAAUGCAACAACGCUAUCCAGCGGGUCCUUGGGGAUGACUGGGCUCUCGACUCUCGCAUCGACGCGGGGGGCAAGAACCUGAGUCAGGGGCAACGACAGCUCGUGGGUAUCUGCAGAGCUGUGCUGCGACGAAGCGGGCUUGUGAUUCUUGACGAGGCGACGGCGUCGAUUGAUCGGGGUACCGCGGCGACGGUGCAGAGGAUCUUGAGGCAGGAGCUCAAGGAGAGUACUGUGAUUACGAUUGCGCACCGGCUCGAGGCAGUCCAGGAUGCGACGUGGUGUUUGAGGCUUGAUAGAGGCCGAGUUGUGGAGUGCACCACUGAAGAAGUCAUCGGGUGUCUUGAUCUCCAGGUGAGCAUUCACAGGGUCGCCGUAUUCGGGGCUGUUCUUGUCCUUGGAAGAGUCUGCGCCUCAAACUCGCAGCUGCUCAUGGGCGUUGGCAGUCAAUGUUCAAAGUUUUAUGGCUCAGUAUCUGUACUGCAUGAGGCACAAGAAAUGAAGAUGCUGAUCAUGGAGAAUGCAGAAAGUCCUGUAUAG
Molecule: messenger RNA, 4503 nt
Organism: Fusarium graminearum PH-1
Lineage: Eukaryota; Fungi; Ascomycota; Sordariomycetes; Hypocreales; Nectriaceae
Exons: 7
Coding region: 1-4503 (1500 amino acids)
Biological process (GO): transmembrane transport
Cellular component (GO): fungal-type vacuole; membrane
Molecular function (GO): ABC-type peptide transporter activity; ATP binding; ATP hydrolysis activity
Source: RefSeq, a predicted model, not a curated record